AACUUAUUAAAUAGAUCGCACUUGUGUUACUUUGUGAAAGUAGAUUACAGUAACAAUUUCGAUAGAAUUCAGCUCAAAACAUCCAAUUAUGCAGGACAAUAACGCCGGCAAGAUAUUUCUGGGCGGUCUGCCACAGAACUGCACUGAAGAAACGCUCACUCAGUAUUUCACCAAGUUCGGGGAGAUCAUGGAGACUACAGUUGUGCGGGACCACGAGUCGGGAAGACCGAGAGGAUUCGGGUUCAUCAAGUUCAAGGACCCCGACAGUGUUCAGACUGCUCUGGCAUCCGGACAGCACUCUAUCGACGGCAAACCGAUUGACGCCAAACCUCUGAGACAGAAGACCUACAACAGUGGCGGCAACUUCAACCACCACCACGCGGGCGGCGGAAUGGGAGGCGGUGGGUUCGGAAACCGGGGCAAUAGUGGAUUCGGAGGCAGAGGGGGUAUGAUGCGGGGACCUCAAGGCGAGAGGAGGGGUCCGGGAGGGGAUGGAGGGGGCAGUCAGCGUCCUGCAGCUGGUGAUCACCCCUUCAAGAUAUUCGUUGGAGGACUACCCAGACAAGGAGCGGAUGAUCACUCUCUAAGAGAGUACUUCAGUCAGUUUGGGGUGGUUACUGAUAUCGUGUUGCCGACUGACAGAGAAACGAGACAGCCCAAAGGCUACGGGUUUCUCACCUUCGAGUCUGAGGAAGGGGCAGCCAAUGCGACCACGAAGAGAUUCCAGGACAUAAUGGGCAAAAAAGUGGAGGUUAAGAGAUGCGACAACCGAGACAGACAGAGUCGGCAGAACUUCGACGGACCGGGAGGGGGAGGAGGACACCAGCAGGGCUUCAUGCAGCAAGGAGGAGGAUUCGGAGGAGGGAGUAGGGAUCAUCAUGGAGGCGGUGGGGGUUAUCAUCAUCAGCAGCAACAACAACACGGUGGGCCAAAUAGCUAUGGUGGGGGAGGCGGUGGUGGUUACGGCCAGGGUGGGGGCUCAUCGGCCGGAGGAGGCUACGGUUAUGAUGGCCAGAGUGGUGGUGGGAGCCAGGGUGGCUACGGGGGGUCACAUCAGUCUCAGCAACAACCUAGUCAGCAAUCUUUCCCAGGCGCUUAUCCUGGCUUUGGAUCGUACCAGCAGUCUAACGCCCAAGGUGGUGCUGGAGGAGCUGGGGACUCCAGCAGACAACAGAGCCAAAUGAUGCCUAAUAUGUUUGGCCAGUCCGGAGCUCAGGCAGGCCAGCAGCCUCAGCAGCAGUACCCUCAAGCCGCUGCCGCAGGAGUCCCGGGAAGUGGUCCUGCAGGAUUCAACAUGGCUGCUGCUAUGCAGGGAGGUGCUGGCGGAAACCCUGGAAGCCAACAGUCACAGGCAGCUGCUUACAAUCAGUAUGCACAGUUAUGGUACGCGUCUUUACAAGCUCAAGGUGGUGCAGCGCAAGGGACCCCGGGAUCGAACCCGGCAGCUGCCAACCCAGCCGCAGCUUCAAGUCAGGCAGAUUUAGCAGCCAAUUACCAGAACUACCUAAUGCAAUACCAGCAGCAGAAUCAGAACGCAAGCCAGUCUACUGUUUCGGCCAUGGGGUCAUCGGGAGGUGCAGCACCUGUUGGAGUGCCACCACCCAACGUGGCAGGUGCUCCAGGCGCCUCAUCUGCCGGCCAAGCUAAUGCUACAAACCCUGCGGCUGCUGCCAAUGCGUUCAACUUUCAAGGAUAUCAACAGUCUCCAGCCCAAGGUAGCCCAGCUGCUGCCGGAUUCGGAGGAGGAGUGAACCCUGCAGGUAGUAUGAUGCCCAGUGGUGCAGUGAUGGGCAAUCCGGCUGCUGCUGCCUCAGGACAACCCAAUUCCAGCAACGACAUGUAUGCCCAGAUGUAUGCCCAAUAUAUUGCAGCCAUGAAUUCCCAGCAGAACCCGGCAACGGCGGGAGGAGCUGUAGUGCCUCAAGGCCAAGGACGUUGAGUCUUUCAAGGAAAUGCAGUACAUUGAGGAAUCAAAAGUUGUAUGAUGGAAUGUGUUGGGUCAAACGAAAUGACUAACAGAAGAGAUUUAAACAGUACAAUACUGGGAGUAACUCGCAAUAUAUUUGAUCGACCAAACUUGCUUUUAUCUUUUUACUCUUCAUUGUAGCCGUUCAUGUUCAAUUGUGUUUUUGGGUUUAAGAAUAGACUAGAUGUCUCGCAAAUUUGUGGAUGCAUGAUUCUGAAUUUAAACUAUGUUAUCUCUUCCUUGUAA
Symsagittifera roscoffensis is the source of this 2212-nucleotide messenger RNA. RefSeq lists its product as uncharacterized. The coding region runs from base 89 to 1939 and encodes 616 amino acids. Gene Ontology annotation, molecular function: mRNA binding. Gene Ontology annotation, biological process: regulation of translation. The transcript has 9 exons. The record is from RefSeq and is a predicted model, not a curated record. NCBI's taxonomy places the organism in Eukaryota, Metazoa, Xenacoelomorpha, Acoela, Convolutidae.